AUGUUUUCUGCUCACCGGGACGACCGUCAGGUCGAAGCGCCGCCCUCGCCUCCAGCGGUCGACAGGCUGUCCAAGCUGCCGAUGGAGCUCUUGCAGAAGAUCUUUGACGACGCCUACGCCACCGACAAGCCGACUGAGCCUCUCUCGCGCACCCUUCUUCCCCUCUUCGACCGCUGCGUCUGGCGCGACGUCAAGGUCGUCGGUGACAAGCGCCUUGUCGCCUUCUGCGCCACUUUCCAGACUCGCCCGUCGGUCGGGAGGCACUGCCGCACCCUGAAGGUUGAGCACCUCAGGUCUCCGGCCGUCGUCUCGCAAGCCUCUCUCGAGACCGUCUUCGCGAAUGUCCCGAUCCUCGUCACACUCGUCAUCCACGGUGACUGGGACACUCUUCUCGAAGUUCUGAUGCCUUCCGGGCGCCAGGCUGCAUUGCCGUUCAGCGCAACGAUCCGACAUUAUUCUUGCAUCUGCAAGACGCAACGCACCGACCCGUACAACCCGGCCUACCUCGCGUGCAUCACCAGCAUGACGGGCUUGACUGCUCUUCAGCUCGUUCUCGAGCACACAGAACAGGGCAGCGCCGUCUCCCCUCCUUUGCCUUCGAACGGAUCGGUCAAGGUCGCACCGCUCAACGUUCUUUCCAUCUCAGUCUUGCGCGAAUCAGACCUCGACACUCCGGACCGCCUUGAGCACUUGGUCUUGCACGCAUUCGCCGUCGCGCGUCGUGCUCUACCCGCCGAACUCAAGCAGCUCACCCACCUCAAGCAAUUCACGUUUCACGGCGACUUCUCCCAACUCGGCCGCGACUCUUUCGACAUCUUGCGUGCCUUGCCGCUGGAGCGCAUCGAGCUCGGCAGAAAGAGCGACAUCUCUUCCGUCGAGCUCAUUGCUCUUCUCACGGGCGAGACGAGGCUCCCGAGUCUUAAGAGGCUUCACCUCGACAACCUGGAGGGCGUAAUUGGCGGCUCGAUCGCUACGGAAAGCGAUAUCGACGAGGACGGCGCGGAUCGCGGUUGGAUAAUGCCUCGCUGGACACGCUCAUUCCGCAAAAUGGAUCGUCACGGCCUCAUCAACGCGGGCGUCAAGAUCACCGGCUCCUUCCUUCGCGCUUCCGACACGGAAGACGCAUGGAACGACGCGCUCGACACUUUCGCAGACAACGAGAACGAGCUCUUCUGGCUCGCUAUGGAGGCCAAUGAUGGCGACGAGGUCGCAGCCUGGGAGGCCGUCUACAGCGGGCGGAUGUUUUGA
Rhodotorula toruloides NP11 is the source of this 1248-nucleotide messenger RNA. RefSeq lists its product as uncharacterized. The record is from RefSeq and is a predicted model, not a curated record. The transcript has 3 exons. NCBI's taxonomy places the organism in Eukaryota, Fungi, Basidiomycota, Microbotryomycetes, Sporidiobolales, Sporidiobolaceae. The coding region runs from base 1 to 1248 and encodes 415 amino acids.